AAGCGGUGUGUCCGCAUAAGACAACAUCAUUGUCCACAAUUUGCUUCAUUCACCGCUCAUUACGUUUUAUUCAAAAUGAAGACGCUUGUGUUCAGUUUAUUUGUGUGUUUCGCGGUACAAGUUCAUGGCUGGAGCCGUGGGGAUUUAGAGAAAUAUGGACCUUUUCAACUGGCCUUACAUUCCAAUCUUAUUAAAUGCAACCACGAUAGGAACCUGAACCUCGACGUUAGCGGCAUUGACGUCUACUUCUACGACUUCUCCAAGAUUGACGUCGAGAUGUUCACCAUCGAUGAAGCAGCUCAAGGCAUCCUGUCCAUCAAACACCUGGACAAGAAGAGAAAAUUUAUCAUUUACAUAGGAGGUUUUAAAUCUCAGAUCAAUAAGAGAUCUUAUGAGCAAGUUAGGAGUGCCUUUAGAGAACUAAGCGAUACUUAUCUCAUCAUGAUUGACCACUCCCAAUACACCCACAACAGGCAGGGCAGCAGGAAAAGCUAUGCUAGAUCGGUGAAAUACGUCCACUAUAUUGGUAAAGCAGUGGCUCAAAUGUUGGCGGGGUUAGCUAAAGGAGGUGUAUCUCCGAAGAACAUGCACGGUGUUGGCCACAGUCUUGGAGGGCAAAUAUUGGGUCAAAUAGGAGAGGAGUUCACCAAGCUUACUGGGAAGAAGAUCGCGAGGAUCAGUGCUUUGGAUCCUGCUGGCCCGUGUUUUGCAAACAGCUUUACCAACGACCAAGUAAGGGCUGGUAAUGCGGAGUACGUCGAAGUAUACCACUGCAAUGCUGGUGCGUUGGGCAGUUCAAGUGUUAUCGCUGAUAUCGACUUCUUUAUCAACAAGAAUGGGCGUUCCCAGCCGAACUGUGGUACUCCCUUGAUUCCUGGCGUGUUUGACUCCUCAAAGGCCGCCUCUUGCAGUCACAGGACCUGCAUCGACUUAUGGACGGCGUCAAUCAGACAUCCUGAUUGGUUCCCUGCUAGCAAGUGCAAUUCCUACGGGAACUUCAAGAAAGGUAGCUGUACCAUGAAUGAUAAAACUAUUGCCGGAUACUGGAACCCUGGUAAUGCUACUGGAAUGUACUACUUUACUACUGAAGGCUAUGACCUCAGUACAUAAAAGAAUGUUAGUAUGAAGAUAUCCACCAAAGUAUUUCGCCUAUUAAUGUAUCGUAGUUUUUAAGGUAUUUAUUGUAAAGAAAUAUAAUUUUUAAUAUUAUUUGGUAACA
This is a messenger RNA of Manduca sexta (tobacco hornworm), 1219 nucleotides long. RefSeq names its product phospholipase A1. The record is from RefSeq and is a predicted model, not a curated record. The coding region runs from base 76 to 1110 and encodes 344 amino acids. NCBI's taxonomy places the organism in Eukaryota, Metazoa, Arthropoda, Insecta, Lepidoptera, Sphingidae. The transcript has 2 exons. Gene Ontology annotation, molecular function: lipase activity.